Messenger RNA from Aedes albopictus (Asian tiger mosquito), 647 nucleotides. RefSeq names its product phosphatidylinositol N-acetylglucosaminyltransferase subunit P (gene PIG-P). The transcript has a single exon. Gene Ontology annotation, cellular component: endoplasmic reticulum. Lineage: Eukaryota; Metazoa; Arthropoda; Insecta; Diptera; Culicidae. Bases 1 to 603 code for a protein of 200 amino acids. Gene Ontology annotation, biological process: GPI anchor biosynthetic process. The record is from RefSeq and is a predicted model, not a curated record.
AUGGCAGAACACACUCCCGCUCCGACGCCUUCACGUGCCAUCUAUGGAUUCUGUUUGUUCCUGCUGUUUAAGACGCUGUUCAUAUUGUACGUACUGUGGGCAUUUAUUCCAACUUCCGUUUUGGACGGUUUUGGGUUGACUUACCUUCCUGACAAAUACUUUGCCCUGUUCGUUCCGAUUCUGGUGCUGGUGGGGCUGACAUUUUUCGCAUUCCUGAUCUAUCCGUCGCUGUCGCUCGCGAUGAUGCCGGAUGUGGACGCGGUCUGCACCAUCACGGAUCGCUUCUCGAUCGUCCGCUGUCAGUACCAGUAUCCGGAUCGGCAACGGUGCAAUCAGAAAAUCGACGGAGUCUACCGGGACAGCUGGGCGGCGAAACCGUUCUGUUCGAAGCACUCGAUCCGGGUGACGACGGCUAGUGAUUUGAGAAGCAGCGUCAGAAUAUCGAACUAUUGCGAUUGUCCCGAGGAGGAACGUUGUUUGCUUCGGAAGGAUCCGGGACAUUUGGCGAGAUUGCGGGUGAAACAGAUGGUACCGGCGGUGGCGGAUUUAAACCUGGGGGAGGUGAGUCGUGUGCUCUACCGGAAGCGGAGACGAAUGAACUAAGCUACUGAAACCAAAUAAAACGCGUCAUUCUUGGAAGAAAUUUA